Molecule: messenger RNA, 613 nt
Organism: Selaginella moellendorffii
Lineage: Eukaryota; Viridiplantae; Streptophyta; Lycopodiopsida; Selaginellales; Selaginellaceae
Product: histone H3
Exons: 1
Coding region: 93-503 (136 amino acids)
Cellular component (GO): nucleosome
Molecular function (GO): protein heterodimerization activity; DNA binding; structural constituent of chromatin
Source: RefSeq, a predicted model, not a curated record
ACAGAUCCCAACCAAACGCUGCUAGGGUUCUUCGUCUUCGUCUUAGAGUUGCUCCUUUGUUCUUGCUUCUCCUCUCUCGAUCGAUCGAAUCUAUGGCUCGCACCAAGCAGACUGCUCGCAAAUCCACUGGCGGCAAGGCGCCCAGGAAGCAGCUGGCUACUAAGGCCGCCAGGAAAUCAGCCCCAGCGACAGGAGGAGUGAAGAAGCCCCACAGGUAUCGCCCAGGAACAGUCGCGCUGCGUGAGAUCCGCAAGUACCAGAAGAGUACGGAGCUGCUCAUCCGCAAACUGCCCUUCCAGAGGCUGGUUCGUGAGAUCGCGCAGGAUUUCAAGACGGAUCUGCGGUUCCAGAGCUCGGCAGUGAUGGCGCUCCAGGAGGCGGCCGAGGCGUAUCUUGUGGGUCUGUUUGAGGACACCAAUCUCUGCGCGAUCCAUGCCAAGAGGGUGACGAUCAUGCCCAAGGACAUCCAGCUCGCUCGCAGGAUUAGGGGCGAGAGAGCCUAGUUCUUCCAAGAUCCAGCCACUGCUACUAAUGUAUAGCAUUUCCUCUAGUUCUUCCUUCCUGAGAAAUUAUGUGGUACUCUUUUCUUGAAUGAAUCGAACUGAGCUUCUCA